Molecule: messenger RNA, 429 nt
Organism: Fusarium coffeatum
Lineage: Eukaryota; Fungi; Ascomycota; Sordariomycetes; Hypocreales; Nectriaceae
Exons: 2
Coding region: 1-429 (142 amino acids)
Source: RefSeq, a predicted model, not a curated record
AUGGUUUCUUUCAAGUCCGUCCUCCUCUUCACCGGCCUCGCCAUGGCCGCUCCCACCCGCGAGACCGAGAAGUCUCUUACCAAGCGCUUCAACGGCGGGUGGUGCGGUGUCCACAUCCACCUUUUCCAAGGCGAAAAUGCCAAGGGCAGCCAUGAGAUGAACGUCUUCGUCUAUGACGGAAAGCAGCAGAUGGUUUGGUCCCAGGAGAGCAUCUGGGGUGAUGGUCUGCUUAUGGCUAAGAGCGAGGGUCUCCCUGCUGAGCUUAACAUCAACACAUUUGGUAGCAACGCGCUGGCUACUUUCACCUACGGUGAUGACCAGGCCUGGGACUCUAAGGAGCAACCUCGUUGCUCUGUUGGAGCUUGGGAUGGCCCUGGCUUCCUUUCUACUACUCAGACUCUUGAGAUGGACUGUGGUUUCUCUUGCUAA